Messenger RNA from Nymphaea colorata (pocket water lily), 1046 nucleotides. RefSeq lists its product as uncharacterized. Lineage: Eukaryota; Viridiplantae; Streptophyta; Magnoliopsida; Nymphaeales; Nymphaeaceae. The record is from RefSeq and is a predicted model, not a curated record. The transcript is spliced from 3 exons. Bases 378 to 692 code for a protein of 104 amino acids. Gene Ontology annotation, cellular component: nucleus; SOSS complex. Gene Ontology annotation, biological process: DNA repair.
UGUAAUCUUCUCUCGCUCACCUAGACGGGACAAUGGUGAAUACGGGCCUUUUUUUUAGACGAUGUUUGUAAAGUUCAUCAGAACCAUGAGGCCCACAUUUAAGGCCAUGGUAACAAGGAAAGGAAAUGAAACGCAUAAUUUCUCUGUGUUGGUGCGGAGCUUGUCAUAUAUAGUUUGGUUAGAAGGCGCGUUUGAGUGGUUUCAGAAGGUGAGUUUGAGAAUUAAUCUGCUCGGUUCGGACGUCGGCUUAAAAAAGUGGAAACUUGGAUUUGGUCUGUUGUACAAAAUCCAAACUGUUCGCAUCCGAAGCCGCAGUUUCGGUGGGGGGAGGAGGAGAGACGAGAAGGCUGCGUUCGUGAACAGGGGAGACAGAAAAAAUGGAGCAUCGAAGGCCACCGAAAAGGGGGAGACCUUCCUCCUUUGGCCCCAGAAUUGCAGAAUCAGACGAUCUCCCCAGAAUUGCCUGUACGACAACUAACGCAGCCAUAAUGCAUCAUAAGAUUCACAACAAGCAUGACUCUGCAGGACCUCCGUCACAACAAGCAAAAGCAAGCCAUGCUCAACUGGCAAAGCUAUCUGCCAUUGAAGAAGCUUGGAAAGACGGUUGCACUGGAAGCUUCAAGAGUUUUGAUUCUGAGUUUGGUAACUUUCUUGUGCCCGUGAUUCCUACUCUGGAUGUCCUAAGGAAGUAGAGGAAAGACUCUUGUUCGUCUCAGUUAGCUGCUUCAUGGAGUUGACAUGAGGACAAAAAGGUUGUUGACAUUCAACUCUACUUUCAGUGCGUUGGUUUUCUACAAUACAAGCUUAAAAGUUUGCUAAUCAUAAUGUCCUGGCAUCGUCGCUCAAGAAUUGCCAUUUCAAGAUGGGAAAGAGGCUUUGUCAUUCUCAGAUUAAGUACAAAACUAUGUCUGUAAGUGAAUGCAUACAUAUUUCAGCAGUUGGUCUUAGAAAUGUAAGUGUUGCAAUUCUCUUCGAUCUCGCUUUCAGUGUAGGUCCUGGCCAGGACCCUGUAUUUCGUGAGAAGAUGUUGUGCUUUCACUGUCUCA